AUGGCUCCCAGGAAGAAGAACAAUACCGUUCAUACCAAAUCUAAUCCAGAGCCCGUUGUAACUGGCAAGAAAAGACUGAAGAAGAACGGGAAAACCGUUUCAGCUUCUGAUGAGAAGACCUCGCAAGUGGAAACUCCCACCCCAAAGAAAAAGGAAGACGAAAAACUAGCGGCUAAUGACGAAUCUACCCCUACUCCUCCUGUAGUUAAGAAGAAGCCCUGCACGUGGCUCAAACUCGACCGUCUCAACUCGCCAGCUGUGAACAAAUCAUCACUUCAGAGCUGUAAACAUGACCAGGAAGCAAAACCAAAACCGAGUCCCCAAUCUCAGGCCUCGAGAGACAACAAUAAGAGAGCCAGAGAAGAAAGCGGUGAAGAAGAAAAGAAAAGGAAAAAUAAUGUGGAGUUUAGUUUCGGGAAGAAAAAAGAAAAACAAACGUCAAACGAGACGCGUGAUAAUGAUGAUGAUGAGGAUGACGAUUCUAGUAAAGGCCUUGGUGGAUUGAUUUUUAUGUGCAAUGCGAAAACCAAACCCGAUUGUUUUGGGUAUAAGUUGAUGGGUGUGCCCUUGAAGCAGAAAGAGGUUGUGAUGGGCAUUAAGCCUGGCCUCAUACUUUUCCUCUACGAUUAUGACCUCAAAGUCUUGUAUGGGGUCUUUGAGGCUUCAUCUCCAGGUGGAAAAUUCAAAUCAAAAUGGGGAGUUUCGCCUUCAGACGUUUUCUACCAUUUUGGCACGAGCGGCAUUUCUGUUGCUACUGCGACAGGCGUCACUCAUCCUUUAGACGUUCUCAAAGUGAGACUUCAAAUGCAACUCGUCGGCCAAAGAGGUCCGUUAAUCGGCAUGGGGAAACUCUCUAUGCAAAUCGUGAAAAAUGAAGGGCUAAAGUCCUUGUAUCUAGGAUUGACUCCUUCAUUAAUAAGGUCAGUUCUCUAUGGAGGUCUUCGUUUAGGAUUAUACGAACCUUCGAAAUAUGUCUGUGAAUUGGCUUUUGAGUCGACCAAUGUCUUGAUGAAGAUUGCAUCUGGAGCCUUUUCAGGCGCAUUUGCCACUGCGUUGACCAAUCCGGUGGAGGUUUUGAAGGUUCUGCAAACAGAAGGUCCUCGGGGUUUAUACAAAGGAGGCUUAGCAAUUUUCGCAAGAUUGGGUCCCCAAACAGCGAUUACCUUCAUAGUCUGCGAGAAGCUACGUGAGCUUGCAGGUUUGAAGGCACUAUAAAGCUAAGACACAUCUCUUUGUUUUCUCAUUAAUUUUUCAUUCAAAAUCAUUAAUUUUUUUUUCUUCCGAGUUCCAACCUCCUGAAAGUAGUAAGAGAAACCCGUCCAAAGCAUUUGGAGUUAUAUCCGAGACGUGAUAAAAUUGGAACAAUACAGAGAAGAUUAGCAAUAAACGCGUAAUGGGUAAAGGUCCUUUGGUUUUACAUAUAUUAUGGCAUAAAAUGUCUCCAGACUCCAUGAUUCCUGUUUUUGACUGAUGGUAGGGGCUAUUUUGUAGGGCACUGUAAUUAUGGGGACCAAAUUUUAAUUUUUUAGACAUGUAUUAACUGUAAAAAUAGUGACAAUUGACUUGUUUCAUGAUGAUGAUGGUUUUUAACUUUUU
Molecule: messenger RNA, 1596 nt
Organism: Striga asiatica
Lineage: Eukaryota; Viridiplantae; Streptophyta; Magnoliopsida; Lamiales; Orobanchaceae
Source: the annotation of a GenBank genome assembly